This is a messenger RNA of Symbiodinium necroappetens, 8748 nucleotides long. Lineage: Eukaryota; Dinophyceae; Suessiales; Symbiodiniaceae. The record is from the annotation of a GenBank genome assembly.
AUGGCACCGUGGAAGUGUGUUUGUGGAAAUACCAACAAAGCCUCUGCCGUGUACUGUGCUUCCUGUGGGAGCAAGUGGGACGAGCAGACAUACAGUGGCUCUUGGCAUGGGAAAGGCAAGGGCCAUGGCUGGAUCGAGGAGCAUGGGCGGCAGGCUUAUGCACCCUCCCCGCGGCGCUGGACAGAGCCGGCGCAGCCAUGGAGAGGGAAAUCACCAAGACGUCGUCCCAAGGGACCGGGACGGGGCAAAGGGCAGGACCCGGGCAAGAGCAAAGGAAAGGGCAAUGGAGUGCCCGGACCACAGGAACCAGCCGGACCUGCUGCUCCGACGAUGAAGUUGCCGGAGCCUCCUGUUCGCCAGUCGUUGCCGGCGCCGACAGGCCAAGCAAGGGAUGCUGGGCAGACGGGCGCCAACACAGCAGAUCGCCAGGCGUUGGACCGCCUGUUGCAAGCAAUGAAGGCGAGCGAGCAGGAACUCACACCCCAACUACGCGAGAUCCUCGAGCAGCACAAGCACGAAGACGCGAAGGAGGAGGCGAGGAGCUUACACAAGCUUGUCACCUCCAAGGCGUCAGCCAAGAAAGAGCUGACAAGGCUCCGGGCGGCUCGAGCAAGCUACCUUCAGGCCUGGAGCGGUUAUCUGGAUCAGGUGAUUGGGACCAUCCAGACACAGCUGGAGGAGCACUCGGGCACGAUGACGGACUUCUUGCAGAAGGAGAAUCAAUGGGAGCAGGCGCUCCUCGAGGCGACGACGGAGCUCGCUCGCCGGACAGCGGACUCGUCAGAACAGGUCGAGACUAUCACGGAUGGCGAGGAGGACGAGAUGGAUGCAAGCGAGGCCAAGGUCGAGGAGGCAUGCCAAGCCGAGUUGCAGACACAGCGGAUGGCAGAGCGUGCUCAAGCAAUCUCGCAGCAGAGCCAGUCCAUUCUGCAAGGCGCUACAGGCAGCCAAGGAGCAGGCCGUGGAGGAGCAGCAGAAGGAGCAGGCGAGAGAACGGACACCAAGAAGAGCCAAGCCAGGAGAAGAUGCCAAAAAGGCGGGCGGAGAUCUUUCGCACCCUGGCAAGGCCUCAUGAGUAGCCACUUGGUAUUCAUGGGGCCAGAUACGAUCGGGCACGCGCUCGGCGCCAGCCCACUUCUGCAUCCAGUUGUGAGCGAAUGGGAUUUCGCUCUGCCGCAAGCUGCCCGCUGGUACGCGUUACAGCUGCAAUACGAUCUCAUUUUCGAGGACCUGGGUGUGAUGUUCACUCCUGGGCAGGACAGCAGAGUCACACAUGCGGAAACGCUCUUCCCGUGGGAUUAUAAACAGGAUCUGGACACCGCCGAUGCAGUGGGGCUUUGCAGCACGGCGGGCUGUCCAUCUGUGUUCCAAUGUUCCAGCUACCCGCAUGGUGCACAGGGAGCUGAUGUCAUUGAUGCCACAGGUGUUCUGCCGCGGUGUUGCAAAGCGCCACGGCAGGAAGGCUUGGAGAGGCAUGAUGGUGUUCGGGAUGUUAACACCUUCUGCCGGCAACUUGCAGGUUGCACUGGUUCCGAUGCGGCACAAACCGUUUCUGUACCUUCCCCGAGCAGUCCCAACGCCACUACCCGGUCGCAGCGUGUGCAGGCACUGUGGCCUUGCACCGCCUCCGUCCCUGAAACCUGUGGCGCCGGCCAAAAUGCAGAGGCAGGUUUUGAGGUCUCCUCACUGCCCUUUCAGGUGAAUGUACAUGAGGAUGCCAAGGUUGCCCCGUCGCUUCGAGUGCCGACUUCUGCGUCUGGCACCACACCUGCCCUUGGUAAAUCCAUUGAUCCCUGGCUCCAUACAAGCACUUUGGCACAUGUUAAGUACUGCGCCCAAUCCGGAGCCGCGCCCCAGUCGCAGCGUGUGCAGGCAUUUGGACCUUGCACCGCACCUGUCCAUGCAACAGCCGGCACAGGUCAAGGCGCAGAGGCAAGUUUUGAGAUUUCCCCACCGCUCAUCCAAGGGAAGGUUUAUGUUGAUGCUAGAGCUGCCCUGUCGCAGCGAGUGCAGGCCUGUUCGCCUGGCACCGCACAUGUCCACAAUGAUAAGUCCUGUGCAGUCGACGCCCAGUCGCAGCAUGUGCGGCCCGGAGACAGCGCCGCCCUUGACCUUCAGCCAUGCAUCACCAGCCACGUUGUUUGCCCGACCACUGGCGCCCGUGGUUCUUCCCGACCUGGCCUUGUUGACCUGCGUAUCCAGCUUGCGUCCCGAGUUGCUCUGUUUCCGGAGGAACUUGAUAGGCCAGAAGUGCGAGGACAGCAGGUGUCUCAAUUCUGGUGGUUCACAGGGUUCAGAGCCAGUGGAAGCGUGGGCGAUACGCCACAGCAAGACCGCUUCGCUUUGUUUACUACCGCUUCCCAUGUGGAGGUGCGCAGCAUGAGGCGAGGCAUCACUUUGGAUGCGUUCAUCACGGAAAUUUAUAGUGUGGUCCCCGGUUUGCGAAGCCUGCGCAUCCUCCUUGAGCGUUUGGAUGGACUGCCGGCGGUGCAAAUCGCUGCGACGACGCGAGAAGCGCCGCCCCUAGGAUGCGCGAUGCCUGUGGACCUCCGUGGGGUGGAAGGUCGUGUGUGUACCAUCAACCUCCUGCCAGGCGCCACCACCAACAUGGUGUCGCAGGAGAUACUGUCGUCCUGCCCACCUGCUCGACGACCACAAGUGCCCUUCAGACUUUUCCUCCCCGAUGGCCGUGCAUUCGUGGCGAUCCCAUAUCAAGUAUCGGGACCUGAUUUUAUCAGGGGCCGCGCGCUGCCGGAGCAUGUGGAUGAAGCUGCACAUGAUUCUGAAGAGGAGGCCUUGGAGGAGGAUCAGCCAGCUUUCCUGCAAACUGGCAUCGCGUGCAGCGCCGUGGCCAAGGGAAGCGCCCCUACAGCAAGCGUAUGCCCACAUGAAGACGUGCUGAGACCCGAAGUGUGGGGAAGUGACUCCUGCCCGGUUGCUUUUCCUGUUAGGGACCCACCCACACUUUUGAGGACUGAGGGCCCUCCCCGUGCCAGUGUUGUUCACUCCACCACCAAGGUGCCGACAAUACUUCCUGAGAGACUUGCGGCUCCGAACAUACGAGAAAUCCCGGCGGGGCAGCUGUGUCUUUUCUGUCAAACCGCUGCGCACCACAACGAGCUCCGGCGGUAUAGUGUUUUCGACAGGAAUAGGCACCAUGUCGUUCGGAAGGCCUCUGUUCACUGGUCCCUUCUGGACUACAUCGUUGAUGCGACCAGCUCAGCAAGCGAGGAGACUCAGAGUGUGCAGGUCCUGACUUUGCCCAUUGCCGACCUCCCUGAGCCCCAGCUCACGAUCACCCCGAUUGGCUUGCCUCCUGGGGUUCUUGUGCUACCUCUGGAUGCUCGUUCCAUUGGGGGGCCGCUGUGUGCACUGCCCUUACCACCAGGCUUAGACUUUCAGCGGGUCCUCGAGGCUCUGGCUAGGGUUGCACCGUCCACUGCGCAGCUUCUCGAGCAGGCCUUGCAACUUGACGGUGUUUUCUUGCAGGACCCCACUGGUCGCAUAUGGGAAACACUGCCCAUGGAUCUCAGUGAGGUGCAAUGGCUUAAAGUGGUCCUUGAACCGCGAGUGCAACAACAACUUCGAUGGCUUGUGACUUUGGGCGGACCCACCACAAUGACCAGCACUGCGGUGAUGACCACACAGCAAGUCUCCAACCCUACGGAGACCGUCUCCUUUGUCCUGGCAGGCGGUGGAACUGUUAUCCGGCUGGCCCCGCAGCCCAUCCGGCUGGCCAGUGUACGGCAGUCCCUUUGCGAGCUUCUGUUCAUUCUGGGGUUGCAAGGACGAGUGCCACAUCGACCUGUUGUGUCGUUUGCCUCUGCCGCACCGCGACAAGCUGCCCAGCCUGCCAACCGGAUUGUAAUAUUUUUGGUGUACCCAGCCUCGGACAUUGGAGAAAUUUGCCAUAUUCUCCAAGACUACUCACUCGAUGGCUCCCUGCUCCAAGAAAUGUCAGUUGACUGCGAUGUCGUGGCAGGACAUCUGAUCUCUGAGGCACACCGGUCGAGCAAGCACCCCCGUCGGCACGUCACUCCGAUCGAUGCACUGUAUGAUAUCCUGCCAGAUCUGCGCUUUUUCAGUAUGCCACUGCGAGUUCCCUCGCUCCUCCAGUUGAUGAGGGACCCUGCUGCGGGUCUCGGCCGCCAAGAGGUCAUCAAAGACGCGAUGCAGCGGUCCCUGGACACCCGGAUCUUGGAACGGCGGGUUGAAGUUGGUGAGCCAGGCCACAACUGCCAAGCUAUCUUGGUCCUUGGACCAGAGCACCCGCCGCUGCUGUUGUACAUGCCGUCCAAUGUUGCGCCAAGCUUGGCCGAAGCGACGACUUACCUCGCAUGGUCGGGGUUUUUUGAGCCAGGCACCACGUUCGUUGAUCCUCAAGUUUUCGCGCACACAUUCCCUGUUUUUGUGUCGGUCCCGAAGGGCAGCCAGCGAGCUACGAUCCUCUUCCCUGCUCCUUACACCCUCUUGCAUUGGCUCCAACUGAAUGUUCCGCUUGGCACGCCUCUGCAAGGAUUUGGGCUGCCGGUCCGGCGCAAUUUUGAGCUCGUACUGCCGGCACGCACCACACAUGGAGCUGUUAUCAGGGAGCGGCUAAUUGGGGGCCGCGCUUCCUCUCCUGAUCCGGAGGGUGUUGGCUUGCUGCAAGUCGGGGCGCAGCUCCUAAAACAACGGCCGACAGGUGCGGGCGGCGAUGAUCCAGAACCUGUUGGGGCACCGAUGCCUAUGCAGACAACACAUGUUGUGGCGCCCACGCCCUUCGGCCGCAGGGGGGUGCCUCGAUCUCCGGAGGUUGGAGCCUCCGCCCUUGCAGCCAGUUCUCGGCCACGGCUGGAGCCGCCUGUUGUCCCUGCUCCUGACCCGACGCUUGAGUGUGUAGCCGCGCAGCCCCGGCCCUGUGCAAGGCAGACGCUUACACUGCAGGACUUACUGCCUGGUCAUGACUGCCAACAGGAGGCUCAGCUUUGUUUUGCCACGCCGAGCGACAACCUUAGGCAUGCCCUUGCGCCCUUUCAUCUGAACACUCUGUGCCGCGACGUGCUUCCUGCGUCCCACCUGCACCCAGCUGCUGCAGAAUUGUUGGCGCAUCUGCCACCCCGGAAUGCCGAGCUCGAGGUCGAAGCAGCCAUGCUGUUUGUCGAUGGCUCCUUUGAGCAUGCAGUUUCCACUUGGGCUGUGGCAGUCUUAGUCUGCCAGCAAGGGCAGUGGAGAUGGGCGGGAUAUCAGGCAGACGCUGUACCUUCAGCUCUAUCGCCCUCCUCGGCGUACGAUGGAGAACUCUUCGGACAGUUCGUGGCCCAUGGCAUUGUCGCAAGCGCGGAGGUCCCGGCUGCUAUUUUCUUCGACAGCACCUCCGCUUCCCUGGUGGCGACGGCGCAAGCAUCCACGUGCGCACACACCGCCUUGAGCAGAGCGGUGGCUGUACUCAAGGGCCGACUUGCACCAGUACCUUUGAGUGACGAGCAUGUUGUGUCAUAUAUCCUACAAGGAGACUUUGACACCAUAUGGAUCCAUCGGGCCCAUAACCGACGAGGUAUCUGGCCUCAGUUUGAUGACCACGGGGAUGCGCUUCCCAUUGUCCCGUGGCCACAACGUAGCAGUGUUGACACUCCGGCACAGUGGGCAUUCGACAGCCAGGCUGGCACCGAACGGCUAUGCCGAUUGAAAGGCCAAAUUGCUACCUACAACACUCUGAGUGCUGUGAGCCUUUUGCAACGACAAUGCCUGAGCUCUUUCAUGCGCCAACAUGGCAUUUUGUUUGCCGGCUUCCAGGAAUGCAGACAAGCCUCAGCCAGCCCCAUUGUCCAGGAUGGUGUGCUCCGGCUCAGCAGCCCUUCUCCGGAAGGCCGUGGUGGCUGCCAGCUCUGGGCAGAUCUUCAUGCCCUGCCAGGAGGAAACAUGCAACAGUUUAGUGUCCACUACCGCCAUCCGCGGCUGCUUGUUGUUCUUUACCAAGCUGGUGGCCUCAGGAUUGCUUUUGUUGUUGGGUAUUCGCCAGACUCUACUACACCCGAGGAGGAGCGAGUCGCAUGGUGGGAACUCUUGAAGGCCAGGUUGCACUCGUUGCCACCAAACACUGCGCCUAUCCUGCUCCUGGAUGCCAAUGCCAGAUACCGGGCGGCACAGGCCGAGGAGCCGGCAGAGGUACCCACCAAUGCCAAUGCACAAGCCUUUGAUGCCAUACUUCAGGAGUAUCAGUUGAGCCGAACACCCGCGUGCGAUGCCAAAGGGUUGCCCUACCCAACUUGGCGUUCUCCUCAGGGUGUGUGGGCAUGCCUCGACUACCUGGCUGUGCCCGCGAUUUGGCAGGAUGGCUUCCAGCCCCUUGGGGUGCAGCCUAUCCUUGACACUCAUGCUGGCAUCGAUCAUCAACCAGUCCUGGCAAAAAUUUCUGUCAACCUCCUUGUGCCAGAGCCGCCUAAAUGUCGCCUCAAUGUUGAUCUCAUGCGAUCACCUGCAGGCGUGGCCAGAAUCCGAGAGACCAUGCGUAGCCUGCCUGACUGCCCAUGGCAUAUGGACGUUGAUGAUCACCUGGCAGCCAUCAACAAUCAUAUCCAUCAAUGCAUUCACGACCACUUCCUCAAGCCUGUGAAGAGUGCACGCAAGCCAGGUGUUUCCGCCUUUACUAUGGAGCUUCUGCGCGCCAAAAGGCAAUGCCGCCGCAGGUCCUUCAAGCAUGAUAUGAAGCUGAAUAUGGUUGGCCGCAGCUAUAAGCCGCCACGUAUUGCCCAAGGCAUUGAAGGAGUGUACGCCGGCAGCGGGCACCCGGCUGCUGGCAAGUGCCCAUUGCUUUGGCGUGGGCUCCUGGCAGUUCCUCUGCCAAAGCCGAAUAAGCCAUCGCACCGGGUCACGGGCUAUAGGUCCAUCGCCCUCCAAGAGCCGGCAGCCAAAGCUGUAUCGAAAUCGAUGAGACCUGCCUUGGUGACGGGUUUUCAGGCGGUUUGUCUGGACAGCGUUGGGGGAGCGCGACCUGACGUAGCCACGGACUAUCCGGCGAGUGGCGUGCAACUGCACCUCAGGGCUCUCAAACGACAGGGCAUCUCUGGCUCUGUUGUGUUUGUGGAUGGGGUCAGUGCUUUUUACGCUGUACGCAGAGAGCUUCUAUUCACUGAUAGUCUGCAGACAGUCCUGGAUCGAGUCCAAGGAUUGCCGGUUGAAGCUGAAGUACGGCAGCGAUUUGUGCAAAGCCUUAAGCAGCAUGGGGCUCUGACCUCUGCCAAAAUCCCUGAGGCUGUGCAACGCCUACUCAAGACGACCUUGAGCGCGACCUGGUUCACUACCGACCCGGCGAACUUUGUGGCGCAGCACACCUUUGCCGGCACCAUCCCCGGUGCUCCAUUGGCAGACUUGUUGUUCCAGUUUUGCCUUGACUUGGUUCUGCAUGCCCUCGCUGACCAUCUUGAGGCUGAGGACAUUCAGGCGCGGCUUUUUCAUGAUGGAGCACAGCUUUGCUCUGCAGCUCCACUUUCCUGGUUGGACGAUUUAGCGAUCCUGCUGCAGGCGAAAUCACCAGACAGGGCCGCGCCGGAUGCCAGCCGAGCCACCGCCCUCAUUGGACAGUAUUUGUCCAUAGUAGGAGCGACUGUGCCGCUCGUUCUGCCUAAUGGUGCGGUCAAACAGCGCCUGCUGACCAACCAGUUCUUGACGCUUGCCGAACGCCAGACGCUUUUCGCCUCCCUCGCUGACGAGGUCUGCACUCUCUUGCGAGCUAUGAUGCCUGAGGAGGCACUGGCCCAGUCUCGAGUGCGUGUCCUUGCGGGCUUGGGGCACAAUGGGGGGCAUUAUCUGCAGGCACAGUGCGCAGCAGAUCCCGACUGGGUUUCAGCCUUGCGGUCAGACGUUUCAUUUAUUGCCAAAGUUUUGGCUGAUGAAUCGCUGCAAAGUUACGCGGCCAUGCUUCCUGACUCCAACCUUGAAUGGAUCAAAUCUUGGCCCUGGACCAAAGAGCGUACAAGGGUCAGGCUUGCAGCCUUUCGCCAAGCUGCGAUCCGUUCGCGCCAAGGUCGGCAUGCCCAGGUCUGUCACAAGGCAAAGGCUCAUAACCGGGUCUUGGAGUUGGGGGCUUGUUUCCAUCGCCUGGCGGACCCGCUGCCGGAGAAUCGCAUACACCCUUGCCCUGAGUGUAAGGCCAUGUUUCUGACCAAGGCGGCGGCAACUGCGCAUAGAGCGGCCUGCCAUGAUGUUCGCUCGGAUGCUGCCUUUGCCGUGGGAACUGCCUGUGAAGUAUGCCGGCGGCAGUUCUGGGAUACUAAGCGUCUCUCCCAGCAUUUCCGAUCUUCUCCACGAUGUGCUGCUGUGCAUCGUGAAGCUGAUCUGCAGCCGACCAACAAGGAGGUUUUAGCUGAUAAGCGGAUGCCUCCGCAUGUGCUCGUAGGACCAGCCCCGUGGUGGUCUACGAUGACACACGAGCCGUCCACUCCUCCCGACCCUACUCCCAACGCCGUGAAUUACCUGCAAGAUCUCCUCAAUAUGCAGAUUGCGAAGCAGGUACCACUUUUCUUUCGCAUGCUGGCGUGCUCUGUUGAGUCACAGGGGCGGGAUGCCGUGUUGGAUGCAAUCCAGUCUGUACAGGGCAGCGAUGAAUGGCUUUUGGUCGUUCAGGUUGCUUCGGUUUUGGGCCAGGACUGUGAGCUGCAUGUUUUUACAGCAGGCCAGUCUAUGGCAGCCUUUCAAGCAGGUAACCUUCUUUUAGGACCUGCGGCCGCCGUGCGAGAGAUACUCGCAGAUGGCUGGCGGAACCUCUAG